Molecule: messenger RNA, 1447 nt
Organism: Salvia hispanica
Lineage: Eukaryota; Viridiplantae; Streptophyta; Magnoliopsida; Lamiales; Lamiaceae
Cellular component (GO): plasma membrane
Source: RefSeq, a predicted model, not a curated record
AAGUUUGUUGAAAAUAGUAAUUAUAAAAGGGCUUUUUGAUAGAAAAAUGAGAUAGAGCUCUGCUUCACCCAACACCAAAAAUGAGAUCAGUUGAAAUGAAUCAGUCGGCUUCAAGCGUUAAUGCAAUUGGAGGGCAAGUAGAGAUAUUGGAGAUCUGAAAUUGAAGGUCCUCUAUUUGGGCUUCGGUUUAGAUGGUGGUCCGACCCCAUGGCCAUCAUUUCAAAUAGAUCUGUCUAAUCAUUGUUUGAGUUGAUUUAUUUUUAAAAAUUGGGCUAAAUGAAUAUGGAGCUUGGUGAGGUCACCGCCGGCCUUGUGGUCUUCCGACAACCCCAUGGAAUUUACGGAUCUGCCCUUCCUAACCCCCCUCCUCCUCUUUCGCAGAGGCGUUACCUUAAUUUUCUAGUCAGCGUGGAUAAUGUGAUUCUGUUGGUGUCGUCUGUAGUAUCAACAAUUUCAUACUAUAGCGCCGCCAACCCACCGGGCGGCGUGUGGCAGAAUGACACACCACUUCACAGUGCUGGGCAUGCCGUGAUUGGAUAUACUCAUCCAAGUGCUUACAUAUUUUUGAUGUUUUCUAACACCUUAGCAUUGAGUCUAGCUCUCCUCGCAAUCUUCCUCGUCACUGCUCAAUGGACAUCGAAAAAACUACUUCUAUCACGAGCCGCCUGGUAUUCGAUGUGGGUGUCCCUGAUAACUGUCCCUGCAAAUUUUGCAGCAUCCACACUGGCAAUCGCUCCCAGUGGAAAAUCAAAAGCCUUUAACGACGCCGUUUUGUGGUGCACGUUCCUCCCUAUAUGCUCGGCACUCCUUUUCGUGAUUGUGAUCAAUAUAUUUUAUUACGAGGGACAGCUGAAAGAGAAGCUGAGUGUACUGUGGGAGAAUAUUGCUAAGAGAGCUGUGGCAGUAGGUGAGGGUGUUGGGAGAGAAUCCGGCGCUGAGAGAGAAGCUACUGUUGGAACAGAAGCCGAGUAUGGUUUGAUCGGAUUAUCUGCGGGGGUGGGAUCCCCUGCUGUGCAAAAUGCCAUAGCAGGGGAUGCUGUGCAGAUCAAAACCAUCCAUCGCUGAAAUAAAAAAUAAUAAUACAAGUAUGUAAAUUUAAUACACGGUGUGAAUAUGCACUGCAUCCCCUGAAGAUGAAUAAUGCACAGGAGGGGAUGUUAUUGUGAAGAUGAAUAAUGCACAGGAGGGGAUGUUAUUGUUUUAAGUUAUUCAGUCCAAUCAUUGUUAGUGUAAGUUGUACAGUUGAAGAUGGAUCAUCCGCGUUGGGAGGCUCAUAUCAAGUAGGAACAACUUGUCCAAUAUAGAGGAGCAAGGGCAAGACAAUUCCCUCCGGAUUUUAUUAGCUCUUCAUAACUCGUUUUACACUAAUUAUUCGUGUACUUCUGUUUAAUUUAUUGGCUAUACUUUGAUUGAUGUGUAUCACUAAUACAGUACUAUUUUGAUGUUA